This is a messenger RNA of Gossypium raimondii (Peruvian cotton), 1508 nucleotides long. RefSeq lists its product as uncharacterized. Lineage: Eukaryota; Viridiplantae; Streptophyta; Magnoliopsida; Malvales; Malvaceae. The transcript has 13 exons. Bases 26 to 1306 code for a protein of 426 amino acids. The record is from RefSeq and is a predicted model, not a curated record.
GUUUACCCAAGUAUUAAUUAAGUCGAUGAACUACUAUAAAUUAGUUGAGAUUCUCAUUCGUCACGUUUCUGCCGGCUGGGCUGAGUUGUCCCGGCUUCUUUUUUCUUGGUCAUUCCGUCAUUCAUGUUCAACAAUGUCCUUCCUUUCGAAUUUCACCGCCUCUUUUCCCGGCGAGAGGCCACCGUUUAUUCCACCAUACUCCCAAUUCAACUUACAUUCGCUUCCUCCCAUCAGUUCUAGACCCACUAUUAGGAUUUCCCCACCCUUCCAGGACACAUUUCGGGUCUCCCACGUUGGUAGGUCGAGUAGAUACAGCAGAAAACGAAGCGUAUGCAUGACAUUGAUAAAUGAGAGGCUUGGGCGUGAUCGAGAUAUAGCCGAUCCGUCUUCUAUACUGGCAUAUGAGCUAGUUCAAGGGAAACUUGUAAAGUGGAGCUCUAUGGUAGUACUGAACAGGUCAAUUCCAGAGCCACCAACAGCUGUUCUCUUGCAUGGAAUUCUUGGUAGCAGAAAGAACUGGGGGUCUUUUGUUCGGCGGCUGGCACAAGAAUUUCCAACAUGGCAGUUUGUUUUGGUAGACUUGCGGUGCCACGGUGACUCAGCAUCAAUCAAGACGAGAGGUCCACAUACUGUUGCUUCAACUGCUUUAGACGUGCUAAAACUAAUUGCACAACUUAGAAUAACACCCCGUGUCCUAAUUGGCCAUAGUUUUGGAGGAAAAGUUGUCCUGAGCAUGGUCGAACAAGCAGCAAAGCCACUUCCACGACCAGUUAGAGUUUGGGUUCUGGAUGCCACUCCUGGAAAAGUUCGAGCUGGCCAGGAUGGCGAGGACCAUCCAGGGAAGCUAAUAUCUUUCUUAAGAAAAUUGCCUAAAGAGGUUUCUUCAAAGAGGGACAUUGUGAAUGCUCUCAUUCAGGAAGGGUUCUCAAAGGAUGUUGCGCAGUGGGUUGUCACUAAUCUUCGACCAACUGGUGCUGCUAGUUCUUCAUCAUCAAGUUUCUCGUGGGUGUUUGACCUUGAAGGGAUUUCAGAAAUGUACGAGUCCUAUGAAGAAACAAAUUUAUGGAGAGUGGUGGAAAAUCUACCUCGUGGUGUGCAUGUUAAUUUUUUGAAAGCAGAAAGGAGUUUGCAUCGAUGGGCCCUUGAAGAUCUUCAACGGAUUCAUGCUGCUGAAGAGUCUGCUGCUGACGAGGGCGGUGGAGUAGAGAUGCAUGUCCUUGAAGAUGCUGGACACUGGGUACAUGCAGAUAACCCAGAUGGACUCUUCAGGAUUCUUUCAUUUUCUUUCAAGGGAGUUAAAGCUUAAAGGGGUUGUAUGCUUUUCAAAUUUUGAUAUCUGUUAGACUCUUUUUUGGGUUAAAGUACACGUCCAACACAUUUAAAUAUGAAUAGGAGGGUAUGAUCCUGAAUAGAGUGAGCUGGAUACAUACUUGUAUCCUACAAUCAUUCCCGAGUACUGGUAACCUAAGCUUUGAGUUGCAUGAAAUCAAAAUUAGCCAUUUAUCUUA